AACAGAGAAGCAGAUCGCAAUCCAAGGGACGAAGAUGAGUCUGUUACUGGAGGACGAGGAGAUUGACGAAUAUAGAGAUGGAUCGGUGCGGCUCAGGAAUCCAAAUAUCGAACUCAUGGAUCAGGACAUUCUUUAUCAUCUCGCACUGGGUAGUGGAUCCCACGAUCUUGUGGAAAUGUUUGGCGACAUCAAGUUCGUGUGCAUGGGAGGUACGCCAAAACGCAUGGAGCAGUUUGCCAACUACAUAAUGGCGGAAAUAGGCCAUAAACUUCCAGCAGGAACAACUUUGCUUGAUAUAAGCCAGUAUUCUUAUCGUUACUCAAUGUACAAGGUUGGACCAGUGCUAUGUGUCAGUCAUGGCAUGGGAAUACCAUCGGUGGGAAUUCUUCUACACGAAAUCAUAAAAUUGAUGUACCAUGCCAAAGUAAAGGAUCCGGUAUUCUUCAGGAUUGGAACCUGCGGUGGAAUUGGUGUGGAAGGUGGUACUGUUGUCAUUACCGAAGAAGCGGUCGACGAUAUGCUUAAUCCUUAUUAUGAGCAGCACGUCCUGGGCCAGAAGGUUCAUCGACCGACGACCCUGGAUCGGCAGCUGGUGCGCGAGCUGAAGGCCCUCGUCUACUCGGACGACCCUUACGAUACAAUAUUAGGGAAGACGAUGUGCACCUCGGACUUUUACGAGGGUCAGGGUCGGCUCGACGGCGCCUUCUGCGAGUUCAGCGAGGCGGAGAAGAACGAGUACCUGGCGAAGCUCCAAGAGGCCGGGGUCGUCAACAUUGAGAUGGAGUGCACAGCCUUCGCGGCACUGACCCAUCACGCCGGCAUAAAGGCGGGCGUCGUCUGCGUCGCGCUCCUCGACCGCUUCAAGGGCGAUCAGGUCUGCGCCCCGAAGGAGGUGCUGAACGAGUGGCAGAUGAGGCCCCAAGAGCUCGUCUCGCGCUACAUAAAGCGCUAUUUGCAGCGCAAAGGACGCCUACGCACAACCGAUAGUCAUGGCUCGAUGUGCGUCAAGAGUCCGCGACGCUUUAAGCUCGUGCAGCAGGAGUCGGAGAACUACGAGUAGAGGGACCCGGGGAUACCAGGCCGGGCUCCCUAGCGCGACGCAGUCACUUCAGGAUUAUCACAUAUCUAUUGUACGUAAAGUACAUAUUUUCUACGCAGCUACUUAGCC
This is a messenger RNA of Ceratosolen solmsi marchali, 1168 nucleotides long. RefSeq names its product uridine phosphorylase 1-like. The record is from RefSeq and is a predicted model, not a curated record. Gene Ontology annotation, molecular function: uridine phosphorylase activity. The coding region runs from base 35 to 1060 and encodes 341 amino acids. Gene Ontology annotation, cellular component: cytosol; cytoplasm. Gene Ontology annotation, biological process: nucleotide catabolic process; uridine catabolic process. The transcript has 6 exons. Lineage: Eukaryota; Metazoa; Arthropoda; Insecta; Hymenoptera; Agaonidae.